Messenger RNA from Centropristis striata (black sea bass), 4352 nucleotides. RefSeq names its product tight junction protein 2a (zona occludens 2) (gene tjp2a). Gene Ontology annotation, molecular function: cell adhesion molecule binding. The record is from RefSeq and is a predicted model, not a curated record. The transcript has 25 exons. Gene Ontology annotation, biological process: cell-cell adhesion; positive regulation of blood-brain barrier permeability; establishment of endothelial intestinal barrier. Bases 131 to 4018 code for a protein of 1295 amino acids. Gene Ontology annotation, cellular component: bicellular tight junction; plasma membrane. NCBI's taxonomy places the organism in Eukaryota, Metazoa, Chordata, Actinopteri, Perciformes, Serranidae.
CUGGUUGUCAUGGCGAGGACCAGGAGUCCGGAGCUCGGUGGUUUAACGGAGGAGACGAGGAGAUGCUGCAUGUGUUGAGAUGAGGAGCAGUCAGCAGUUUGAGGCUGUUUGAUGCUGUUAGAGUUAGAAGAUGAAGUUUAAGAAGUUCAUCACCAUCAUGCAGGCAGCCAUCGGCAUCGUACCGCUCAACAAACGGGAGCUGCUGCCGCCGGGCAGGAAGCUGUGGAGACCUCCGGGGGACCAGCCUGGACCUCAGGACCAGACCAGCACAGACCUCAUCAAGUGCAACCGCAAGUUCCGCUGGUCCAGAGAAGCCCAGUACCUUUACCUGCGCCGCCUCUCCUCCCGCAGCUACUCCGCCAUCAUGAUGAACCCGGUGAUGGAGGAGACGGUGUGGGAGCAGUACACCGUCACCCUGCAGAGGGACCCAAAGAUGGGCUUCGGUAUCGCGGUGUCGGGGGGCCGAGACAACCCCAACGAGGACAGCGGAGAGACGUCCAUCGUGGUGUCAGACGUGCUGCAGGGAGGACCAGCUGACGGCCUGUUGUUUGAGAAUGACAGGGUGAUCCAGGUGAACGCCAUCCCCAUGGAGGGCGCCAUCCACUCCUUCGCCGUCAACACCCUCAGGAAGUGCGGCAAAGUAGCAAAAAUCACAGUGAAGCGGCCCAGGAAGGUUCCUGUCAACAUGACGAACCGUCCUCCGUCUCCUGACGACAGAGUCUUCAACAACGACUACAACGACGACUACAACUACGACCAGGACCGCCGCAGCGUGUACAGCGCCCGGAGCGCCGCCGGCGGCAGGGAGCCCAGCCUGGAGAGGGAGCGCGGCUACAUGGAUUCUGGCUACCAGACGCGUGAACGAGAAUACGAUCGGGACUACGACCGGCGGGAACGCGGCCGGAGCGCGGAGAGAGAGCUGAGCCCGGACCGGUUCAGGAGGGACGGCAGCAGAGGGCGCACUUUGGACCGGGAACGCAGCCCGGAGCGCCGCGACUACAGCCCCGACAGACGCUACCGCAGCGAGCGCGCCCUGGACAGAGACCACAGUCCUGACCGGCGCUACCGCAGCGAGCGGGCCCUGGACCGCGGCGACUACAGCCCCGAUAGACGCUACCGUAGCGAGCGCACGCUGGACCGCACCAACAGCCCCGACCUGCGCUACGGCCGGGACGGCCACAGCCCGGCGCACGGCCGGGGCGGGGGGCGCGACCACAGCUUCGAACGGGGGCGGGAACGCAUCCACAGCGACCCCAGGAAGUACGAGGAACCGAUCAGGAGGAGCGGCAGCAGAGACCGCCUGGAGCGCUCGCCGUCUCCCGCCGCCAUGCCGAUCCCACUGCCCCGCCCCCCCCGAGACCUGGAGCCGCUGGAGAAACCGCUGAAUGUUCUGCUGCUGAAGAACCGGCCCAACGAAGAGUACGGCCUUCGUCUGGGCAGCCAGCUCUUCAUCAAAGAGAUGACCAGCACCGGGCUGGCCAGCAGAGACGGGAACCUGCAGGAAGGAGACAUCAUAUUAAAGAUCAACGGUACGGUGACGGAGAACCUGUCUCUGAGCGAUGCUGGGAGGCUGAUAGAGAAGUCCAGAGGGAAGCUGCAGCUGGUGGUGCAGAGAGACCAGAGGCAGGUUCUGAUCCGAGUCCCUCCGAUGGUGGACAGCGACUCGGAGCUCGAUGAUAUCUCAGAGAUCGAGUCGUACCGAUCGUACUCUCCUCAGGACGACAGGCGGACUCACCACUCAGACCUCUCCUCUCACUCCUCCAACGAGAGGCUCAGAGACAAACCACCCAGAGAGGAGCCCCCCUCCCGGCUGGCUAAGAUGGGCGCCAUGCCGACGCCGUUCAGGUUACCUGACAGAGCUGCAGAGGACACGCCCCCUUUACAGGCCGAGAGGGAGGAGCCUCGAGCAGAAACACCUCCAGCCCCGAGGGUCCACCAGGCUCCUCCUAAAGUCCCUCUGAAGCCCCCAGCAGAGGACCAGGACAUCUACGGGCCGAACACGGUGAUGGUGCGGUUCCAGAAGGGGGACAGUGUUGGUCUGAGGCUGGCGGGGGGCAACGACGUGGGGAUCUUCAUCGCUGGCGUCCAGGAGGACAGCGCCGCCGAGCAGGAGGGGCUCCACACCGGAGACCAGAUCAUGAAGGUGAACAACAUGGACUUCCGGGGCAUGGUGCGGGAGGACGCUGUCCUCUACCUGCUGGAGAUUCCUAAAGGAGAAGACGUGACCAUCCUGGCUCAGAGUAAACCUGAAGUGUAUAAAGACAUCCUGGCGUCUGGCCGAGGAGACUCUUUCUUCAUCAGGACUCACUUUGAGUAUGAGAAGGAGGCUCCUCAGAGCCUCCCCUUCUCCAGAGGAGAGAUCUUCAAAGUCACAGACACACUUUAUGACGGCAAACUGGGCAACUGGCUGGCAAUCCGCUCCGACAGAGACAACCAGCUGCAGGAGAAAGGGAUCAUCCCCAACAAGAGCAGAGCGGAGCAGAUGGCCAACGUCCAGAACGCUGCUCGGGCUGCUUCAGGAAACGACCGAGGAGACUUCUGGAGGCUGAGAGGUCAAAGGGCAGCCAAGAAGAAAGACUUACGCAAGAGCAGAGAGGACCUGAGUGCUGCUCCCGUCACCACCAAGUUCCCUGCUUACGAGAGGGUCGUCCUCCGAGAAGCUGGUUUCAGGAGACCUGUGGUCAUAUUUGGACCCAUUUCUGAUGCAGUGAAUGAAAAACUGGGCAACGACCUGCCGCACGAGUUCGUCGUCGCCAAAACGGAGCCCAAGGAUGCAGGAAGUGAGAAAUCCUCGGGAGUGGUGAGACUCAACACCAUCAGACAGAUCAUCGAACAGGACCGCCACGCUCUGCUGGACGUGACUCCCAAAGCCGUGGACACCCUGAACUACACCCAGUGGUACCCCAUCGUGGUCUUCCUGAACCCGGACAGCAAGCAGGGAGUCAAGACCAUGAGGAACCGGCUCGUCCCCGGGUCCACGCGCAGCGCACGGAAACUCUACGAGCAGGCCGUCAAGCUGAGGAAGACCUGCUCUCACCUGUUCACAGCGAGCGUGGACCUGAACUCGGCCAACGACGCGUGGUACGGCAGCGUGAAGGACUCGAUCCGGGAGCAGCAGGACAGAGCGGUGUGGGUGUGUGAGGGCAAGCUGGACGGCUCCGAGGAGGACCUGGAUCUCCAUGACGACCGCAUGUCCUACCUGUCGGCCAUGAGCGCAGACUACCUGAGCAUGGACAGCCGGCUGACCAGCGACUACGACGACACGGCGGACGAGGGCGGGGCUUACACCGACAACGAGCUGGACGAGACGCUGGACGAGCCCCAGCCGGUGUCGGCCAUCAGCCGCUCCUCAGAACCCGUCCUGCCAGACGAGAAGCCUCAUCCUGAACCCAGGGCUCGUAUGAGGAGGACAGGGAGCAGAGAGAUGCUGAACAGAGAGCCCAGCCCUCCUCCUCCUUUUGUCCCUGAACCCCCCAAGGUUCGGGCUCAGACUCGGACCGACUCGUCUCGGAGCUACGACUCUCACUCCAGCAGCACCAUCAGCAGCGACGCGGCGGCCGCCAACAAGCCGCCUCCCCCUCCGGUGGCCCUGAAGCCCAGCGGGCCCCGCCUCAGCCUGACCUCAGAGGACCAGGGGCCCCAGGGGCCCCGGGACCCAGAGGAGGACCCCGCCAACAAGUCCUUCCUGGGAAAGAUCAAAGCGUUUGAGAAGAUGGACCACCUGGCCCGAGCUCAGAGGCUCCUGGAGCUGCAGGAGGCAGAAAACGCUCGACUGGAAAUCGCUCAGAAGCAUCCAGACAUCUACGCCGUCCCAGUGAAGCUGCCAAAACCCAACCUCAACCGUCCUCAGCCAAUAGGGUCCAGCUCCCAGCCUGGGGACCAGCAGACCUCCAGGCCUGCGUUCUCUGAGUCCCGAGGCUUCGAGGAGGACGAGGCGGAGUACCGGCGCCAGCUGGCGGCGGAGCAGAGCAGGAGAGGAUACUACAACCCUCAGAAGUACAAAGACACCGAGCUCUAGGCCCCGCCCCCUCGUUGCCUUGGUAACAGCUCACGCAGCUUCAUGUCAACUCCUCGUCUGUAGUUUUUCAAUCCUGCCGCGUCACCAGUUUGUACAGAAACGCUCCGUCAAUAUUUUUAUAAACAGGAACAACAAAAGGCUGAUUUCACUGUAAAUAUUCUUUAAAAUGUGUCUGAGAGGUUUUAUUUUCCCCCUCAGCUGUGUUCAACAUCACAAACUAACUAAAAACAGCUUUAUUAGCAUUUAGCAUUAAAACAGCUGAACUACCAUGAGGAGGAGAAUGUGUUACAUCACAUUUAAUUUGAAUUUUGCUAAUUUAAUUUGAAUUUUGCUA